This is a messenger RNA of Erigeron canadensis, 846 nucleotides long. RefSeq names its product agamous-like MADS-box protein AGL16. Gene Ontology annotation, biological process: regulation of DNA-templated transcription. The record is from RefSeq and is a predicted model, not a curated record. NCBI's taxonomy places the organism in Eukaryota, Viridiplantae, Streptophyta, Magnoliopsida, Asterales, Asteraceae. Gene Ontology annotation, molecular function: DNA-binding transcription factor activity. The transcript has 7 exons. Gene Ontology annotation, cellular component: nucleus. The annotation marks the transcript as partial.
ACUGCUUUGGUCAUCCAGGAACCACAACAGAUCAACAACACUGCUAAGGAAAAAGAAACAGAGUCAGGAGAUCUGCAACUUCUGUUCUGGCAAAGGGAGGCAGCAAUGUUGAAGCAACAGCUGCAGAGCUUGCAAGAGAGUCAUAGGCGGAUGAUGGGUGAAGAGCUUUCUGGGUUAAGUGUCAAAGAUCUACAAGGCAUGGAGACCCAACUUGAAAUGAGUCUUAGGGGUAUCCGCAUGAAAAAGGAACAACUUCUUUUUGAUGAAAUCGAAGAACUUAACCGAAAGGGAAAUCUGAUCCACAAUGAAAAUGUCGAACUAUGCAAGAAGGUAAACCAAAUUCGUGAAGAAAAUACAGAACUUUAUAACAAGGUUUAUGGAAUAAGAGACACAGAAGCAACAAACAGGAAUGCAUUUUUAUCAAAUACUUUAAGCAUAAGAGAAGAUCCACAUACCACCAUCCAUCUGCAACUUUCCCAGCCAGACCAACACGAAGCAAUAGAACCACCACUACACUCUACAAAUUUGGGAUUACAACUACAUUAAAGAGAAGGCUUGGCUAAAUGGUUUCUUAUCAAAGAUAAGCACAUAUAGUUUAAAAGUAUUUAGUAAUAGCCAGCGGUUUCAAGAUUAUAGACAAUUCAGAAUGUCUCUAUUGGCAUGAUUGACGGAAUCAAAUAUGAUACUUGGAGGUGAUUAAAAACCAGCUGCCCAUAAAAGAUUAAUGAAGAUAAUAAAUUGAAGGUCAAAGAACUGCAUGAGUCAAGUUUUACGUUUUAUUCCAUAGACAUUGUCACUUCUGAUUGAGCAUUGAGAUGAAACAACUAACAUCGAAAGUAUGAUUUG